This is a messenger RNA of Cucurbita pepo subsp. pepo (vegetable marrow), 1942 nucleotides long. Lineage: Eukaryota; Viridiplantae; Streptophyta; Magnoliopsida; Cucurbitales; Cucurbitaceae. The record is from RefSeq and is a predicted model, not a curated record.
UCCGAUUCCUUUUGUAACUGCGUUUCUCUGCCGUUUGAGAUUUGGGAAUUUUCCGGCGACGGCCAUCUCCGGCGAUGGGCUGCGCUUCCUCCAAGCUCGACAAUCUUCCGGCGGUGGCUCUUUGCCGUGACCGCUGCAAAUUCCUUGACCAAGCUCUCGUUUUUACCCAUUCCCUUAUUGAUUCCCACUCUGCUUAUGCUGAUUCACUCAACAAAGUCGCCUCCUCUCUCCGCCGUUUGUUUGACCAAGAUGGUGAAAGCUGCGGCGGCGGCGGUGGAGAUUUGAAAUGUCCUCCUCCGCCGUCUGCCGCUCCUUCAUCGGAGCGAUUUGAUUCUGAUUCUGAUUCCGAUUCGGAAUCGGACGAUGAAGAAGAUGGGUGUUUUACACAAGAGAAACCACGAUCUCCCCAGAUCGGAAACUUAAUGUUCUCGAAUUAUGAUUCGGCGAGGGGACAGCCACCGCCGCCGCCGCCGACUGGCUCAUCAUGGGAUUUCUUCAAUUUCUUCGAAACCUACGAGAGAUACGAACAACCCAAUUUCAAUUGGGACCGUGAAGGACAAGAUCAAAAACCAGGAACAACAAGAGUUGUAACGAACAAGAAGAAGAAGCAGAAGAAACCGCCGGUGGUGGCUCCGCCGGAGAAAUUAAACCAACCGGAGAAGAAAAUCGAUGAAUCGAAAAUGGGUGUUGUGGAUUUAAUGAGAGAAAUCAAGUGUUCGUUUGAAAAAGCAUCUGAAUCCAGCAAUUCCAUCUCCAAGCUGCUUUCUUAUGGCCAAAGAAUGAGUUUCUGCAAAGAUUCAAGAACAAGCUCUCGAGGGCUGCUAUCUACCUUGAAGAAGCUCUGUGUUUGGGAGCAGAAACUGUACCUGGAAGUGAAGGCUUUGGAGAGACUGCGUAUGAUUCUUGAAAAGAAAUGCCGGCAGCUAAAGAAUUUGGUGGAGAAGAACGCCGAUGAUCGGAAAAUUGAUUCAGUUCGUAGCUCGAUCAGAAAUUUAUCGAUCAAAUUGAAUGUUUCAAUUCAGGUGGUUGAUCGGAUUUCGAUAACCAUUAGUAAGCUGAGGGAUGAAGAAUUCUUGGCAGAAAUGAAUGAAUUGAUUCAUGGAUUACAGAGCAUGUGGAAAGCCAUGUCGGAAGCUCACAAGCAGCAAACCCAAGCAUUAACGGACGCCAAACCCUUCGAAUCAGUCCUCAACGGCGCCUUGGACGACGCGCAUCUGGAAGCCGCCAUGGAUUUAAAGCUCGAGCUCGAGAAUUGGAGAUCAAAUUUCGUGAACUUAAUCACCACGCAAAAGGAUUGCAUCAAAGCUCUCAACGGUUGGCUACUCCGGUGUCUAUUACACGAACCCGAGCCGGAAGAAACCCCGAAUGGCGGCUGUCCGCCGCCAUUCUCUCCGGCGAGAAUCGGUGCUCCUCCUGUAUUCGUAAUAGCGUACCUCUGGUCCGACACGGCCGACAAAUUCUCCGACAAGGAUGUCUCUGAGGCUAUACAGGGGGUGGUGUCGAAGUUGGACGAGGCGCUGGAGCAGCAGAGUUGGGAUUUGCAGAGAUUGUCGUUGGGGAACAGAGAUUUGGAGAAGAAGAUUAAGGCGAAGAAGAUGAAUCAAGAAAUUGAGGAGAAGACAACGGCGGCGGUGGCGGCGGGGACUGUGCAUAAAGUGGGGAAGUUUAAUGGGUGUGAGAUUCAACAGGGGGUGCGGCAGGUUUUUGUGGGGUUGACGAUGUUUUGUGGGGACUCCAUUACAGCAUACGAGGAGCUCUGUUCUUCAGCCAUAGCUCAGAGCCAGCCAGGUCCGCCAUAGCUGCAAGCUUCUUCAAGCAUUCAAUUCAUUUUUCACAGUUUUUUCUUGGUGGAUUCAUUCAAAUGAUUCGUUUAUUAUUUGUAUUUAAUUCUUUAUGGGUUUAUGAUUAAUUGGUAGCAUUGAUUGAAUAUGAUUUUGGGUGA